Messenger RNA from Spodoptera littoralis (African cotton leafworm), 1245 nucleotides. The record is from the annotation of a GenBank genome assembly. NCBI's taxonomy places the organism in Eukaryota, Metazoa, Arthropoda, Insecta, Lepidoptera, Noctuidae.
AUGACGUCACGGAGGAUUGAGGACGCUCAUCAGGAGAUCCUGAACAAGCUGCUUUCGGAGUCAGGGUUGGAAUGCUUCAGGUCAUUAGUGCAGUCUCCAGAAUCACUCAGCAUCUCCGAAGCUGCUGAAGAAGAUCAUGGGGAAGAAAUAUCCCCAAUACCUAUCGAGUCUGCGCCAGAGGAACAGCCUAAGGUGGUGGUGGAGGAAGAGGUUCCAGAGGUCCAACCAGAAAUAUUCCCCUCUGCCUCCCUGCGAUUUCCACUGCCUGAUAAAGUUAGGGCUCUUGAGAAGCAUAAUAGAAUCCACGUCCUCCCUGAUGAACUAAAAACCAGCAUAGACCCUCAAGCUAUACCUAAAAUUAACACGACACCACCACAGAAGUGUAUCGAUAUACUAGGAGAACUCCUUGGCUGCAAGAGGUACAAGAACAGCCUGGCUGAGUUCUGGUUCCUCGAUACCGUGGCUAACCUGUUGAGGAGGGCGCAGGAGGAUGAGAUGGAUAGACCAACUCAAGCAAUAUUGAUGAUAUGGUUCUGCGAAUGGAUGAGGGAGAUGCAAUACUUUGAUGCUGCAGACAGGAAACGUAUGAUGAGGAGGUUUCAGGAAAAUAUGUUGGCAGCAGCGAAGUUUCUAUCACACACCGAUCACAUCCCCACACCUUAUCAUGCAGGGAUUACUUACAAAUCCCCAGAAGAUGAAGUAAAGGAAGGACACACUGCUGCAAAACUUGAUUCUAAACAUAACGUCCACUUCGCUGGCAGUAACUUCGAAUGUUCCUUGCGUGAUCUCGUCAAGAUUAUCCACUAUAUCUUCGAUCUUUUCAGUACGGAUUACCAAUACAACUUAGUGCGUUCAGUAUUCACAUUUACCCCCGACUAUGUCCAAAUAGAUGGACCCUAUCAGAUUCAGGUUCCAAAGAGAUUGUACAUACCCGUCAAGGUCAAAGCGAAAAAACCAGAAAAAUCUCCCAAAAAGGACGCUAAGGUCGUCAAGGCAAAGAAGAAAGAGGAUACAGAAGAAUAUUUGGCUCUAAUGGAGUUAAAAGCAAGAGAAGAGAAGUUGUUGGAAGAACAAGAAGAACUUGACAAAGAGAUGUGGCUCCUCAAAAGUUCCAUCUUACCCCUUUCGUUCGCUGCUACUGACGAGUUCUUCAACACAUACUGGCCACCACCUCCUCCUGCAUCCGAACCUGACACUUCUCUUGAUGCCGGCAAGAGUAAAGGGAAGGGUAAGGGUAAAAAGUGA